Propithecus coquereli (Coquerel's sifaka) is the source of this 1407-nucleotide messenger RNA. It is a transcript of the gene ZNF597, whose product is annotated as zinc finger protein 597. The record is from RefSeq and is a predicted model, not a curated record. The transcript is spliced from 4 exons. NCBI's taxonomy places the organism in Eukaryota, Metazoa, Chordata, Mammalia, Primates, Indriidae. The coding region runs from base 151 to 1407 and encodes 418 amino acids. Gene Ontology annotation, biological process: regulation of DNA-templated transcription.
UGGCCUCGGCCUUCGCUGUUGCGUUACCGUCGGGCGUUGCUUUUUGCCGCGUCUGCCCGGGCAACACGAGGCUGUCAUUAGUCCCGGACUGCUUUGUCCCGAAGUCCCUGUGGCGACUUGAAGAACGCACCCCCACCCCCACUUCCCCAGAUGGCGUCCGCGCUGCCGACAACCGAGGCCCAGGGACCAAUGCUGUUUGAGGAUCUGGCUGUGUAUUUUUCUCAAGAGGAGUGUGUGAGUCUGCACCCUGUCCAGAGGUCCCUCAGCAGAGAUGCCACACAGGAGUGUUUUGAGGAUGUGGCCUUGAUGGGAGUGGAAGGUGAGACUGAGAUGAAUCAGCAGUUAAGCCUAGAGUCUAUGGAACUUGAAGAGCUUUCCCUAGAAGAGUACCCCAUUCCUACAUCCCCUGUCCAGUACCCAGAAAGCCCCUCUGAGGAUGGAGUUGAAAACCCUGAAGAGAAAAUAUCAAGUGGAACACCCCCUUGCAAGAAAAAGUUCAUAAGCCUUUUAGUUACCAUUGACAACCAUACCCCAUUAGUAGAACUGUCUGAAUGUUUAGGGGCCAGAGCACUUUCUGAAAUUCUUGAAUUUCCCUGGGAAGAAGCCGAAAAUGUGUACAAGUGUCCUGACUGUGACCAAAACUUCAGCGAUAAGUCAUACCUUGUUUUGCAUCAGAAAAUUCAUUCACGAGAGAAAAUAAAUAAAACAAAUCAGUGUGGUGACUGUGGGAAGAUCUUCACUCAUAGAGCCUACCUGAGGGCGCACAUCAGAAUCCACACUGGCGAGAGGCCUUACAAGUGUCUCAGGUGCUGCGCCAAGUUUCGCCGGAGCUCAUGUCUGUCCCGGCACAUGAAAAGCCACAGGAGGGAGAAACCCUAUGUGUGUGACGAAUGUGCUGCACGGCAUAGGAAAAGCCAGGCUGCCGGAAAAGCCAGUGAAUGUGCCAACAGCGAUAAACGUGUGGAUCAGGAAACGGAUCUUGCUCUGGACGAGGAAACACAGAUAGUGACCCCCGAGUACCCGCACAUUCACUGCAUGAAGACCUUUGAGCAGUCCUCACGUCCUGCUGUCCCCGAGAAGGCCCACAAGGAGGAUUCUGAACGCCGCAGUGACGAUGAUGAAAAUUUUUUUUCAUUCGCAAAAUUCAAACCCUUACAAUGUCCUGACUGUGACAUGACCUUUCCUUGUUUCUCUGAACUUGUUUCUCAUCAGGGCACUCACGCGGGGGAAAAGCCCCAUAAAUGCAAAACAUGUGCAGAAAGUUUUACUUCGGAGUCAGAACUUGCAUGCCACCAGAAGAGCCACAGGGCAGAGGAGCCUUUUAAAUGUCCCGUGUGUGGGAAAGGUUUCAGGGUGAAGACGGAUCUCGUUACUCAUAAGCGAACCCAUGUGAAACACACAAAGUAA